Molecule: messenger RNA, 1728 nt
Organism: Peniophora sp. CBMAI 1063
Lineage: Eukaryota; Fungi; Basidiomycota; Agaricomycetes; Russulales; Peniophoraceae
Source: the annotation of a GenBank genome assembly
AUGAAUUCUCAGCCUCUCCCUUCCGAUAUCUUGCUACACAUAUUCCAUGCAGCGGCUGCCAACGAGCCGCCGCGCUUCAUGCACGUGCCGCACUUGAAAAACCCUGGCGUCCGCAAAGCGCUGGGCCUUCCAGAUGAGACGCGGAGUAAUCGUCUAGGAUGGGUCCGACUGGGCCAUGUUGAUCACCAGUGGAGGAAUACACUCCUGGGCGCGCAGAAUCUGUGGGCCGACCAUAUCGGCCUGCUUCCUGCUGGGGCUGAAGAGAUGCUUGAUCGAGCGGGCGCUACGGCUUUAUUGACGCUACACCUUCCCAUUGGGCCGUCAAGCUCUCCCGACGUUCAGAACCUUACGCGUGUGCUGCAGGGACAUAAAGACACUAUCCGUGCACGCUUACAGGCCGUCUUUAUUUGGGAUCCACGUCCAUUCAGAGACACAGUACCUCAACGCCCCCCACCUCAUGGGAAUGACGACACAGAUGGUUACGAAAUAGCCACUCUGAUGGCUUCAACAUCGGUGCUCUCAGAAGAUCAAAGCCAUGACCUAUUUCCGUUCAAUAUGCUGAGAUCCGUCCUACUCCGCCACGCAGUCCGUACACUCAAAGUGCUGGAUCUAUCUCGCCCUGCCAGCCCAUCGGGCGAGUUCUCAAUCAUUGCUCCAGAACUACGUCACCUUCGUCUUGAAAACUAUGCCAUCUCCUGUCCACAGUCUACCCAAUUGGUCACAUUAUCCCUCGUGAGGACUAAGCGGCGGAGACAUUGGAACAUGCAACCGAGAAUGUCGCUGGAGGCGGCCUUGGAUUUGCUACAGCAAUCCGCUGCUAGCCUACAACACGUUGAGCUGAGCAAUGUCUUCGUUGACACCCAGACUCCGCAGCUCCUAUUCGCAGUCUUCCAUGCGCCCGUAGAGAGGGAACCUCCCAGGCCUCGUACAGUCGACUUACCUGUCCUUCGGACUAUCACGUUGCGCGACUCGGCGGAGGAUAUCGCAGAUCUGCUGCAUUGCUUGCACUACUCCCAGAGCGUGACAACGUGUUUGAAUCCCCACAGUUCCCCCUUUGAUACGGAUCAGACUACUUUGCCUUUGCCCAUAAGUGCUGCCCUCGCCAAGUAUGGCGAGUGCCACCUCGCAGGCUUGCGCGUUCAAGAGGAUAUUGAGCGGCGGGGCAGUAUCGAUGUCUUCGCUUUACCUGAGGGCGACACAACGCGCGCGCACAGCUGCGCGUGGUAUCAGACGCGUUCACCGAUGAUCAGAGUGCUGGUAGACUUUUCACCCCAUCGCUCUGAUGCCAUAGCUGUGGCGAAGAGAGUUGCAAACGAGUUGUCUGUGUCGGGCAUAGACAUCAAGGAGCUCGCAUUGAACCUCCGCAGCUCGAUAGCUCAGGACAAGGUCUUAGAAAUGCUUACGUGCGCUCCGAAUGCGCGCAACGUCUGCCUCGAGACGCACUCGAUGGCUUUCUCGUCAAUAGCGUAUGCUCUGCGCCAGUACAUCUCCGAAAGUGGCUCUCGCCAGCCUUACAAGUCGAUCUGCCUCAUCGCCGGCGCAGACCCAACGGCGAUCACCAACCUGGCGUUGAUGUCUAUUGCAUUCGGACAGUCGCGCGCUGACAAGAUCUCUCUACAUGUCGACGAGAGAUUCAAGGCGAUGCCAGGUAGGGAGAAAGUACACGGUUAUCUGACAGAGUUGGAGGGCGUUUUUCAAGAAGUCAUUCUUCGCCAUUGUAGAAUCUGA